UUCUUGUUGGGUAUGUAUGAUUUUCCAAAUUGAUAAACUUUGUCUCUGCUUCUAAGUAAUUGCUUUUGCCACUCUUUCUCACCAAGGGGGAUCUCACUCUUCUUGAAAAAAAAAUCACAAGUGCCAUAAAUUUGAGAAAGUUAAGGAGAUCCCAGUAUUUUCUCAAGUUGGGUCUCCAAAGUGGGGGAGCUAAGGAGAUCCCAGCAUUUUCUCAUAUUUCUACACUUGAGCAGAGGGUCUUCCGGAAAUAAUCUAUCUACCUCCACAAGGAAGUGGUAGGGUCUGCGUACACUCUACCCUCCUCAGAUCUCACUUGUGGGAUUCCGCUGGCAUUUUCUCAAGUUGGAUCUCCAAAGUGCCUUCUCCAAUUUUUGUUUUUAUUAUUUCUUGAAAUGGUUCAAUCACCUAUGAGCAGAAAACUAGCAAGAAAUGGUGGCCUAUUAUAUCCAGUUAUUGGAUUUGCAAUGUUUGUCAGUUUCCUCUAUUUGGCAUUUGGAGACUUGUGGGGUUUCAAUUUCAACAGAGACGAAAUAAAGCUAAGUUUUGUGGAGAGAAAUGGAACUCAGUUCUUUGUGGAUGGUAAAGUUUUUUACAUAAAUGGAUGGAAUUCUUACUGGUUAAUGGACCAUGCUGUGGAUUAUAGUAAUAGGCCAAAGAUUAAAGGGAUUUUACUAGCUGGUGCUAAGAUGGGCCUCACUGUAUGUAGAACUUGGGCGUUUAAUGAUGGUGGAUACAAUGCUUUGCAGAUUUCCCCCGGUAGAUUUGAUGAAAGAGUGUUUAGAGCAUUGGAUCAUGUUAUUGCAGAAGCCAGAAAGAAUGGUAUCAGGUUGAUGCUUAGCUUGGUUAACAACCUGCAUGCAUUUGGCGGGAAGACCGAGUAUGUAAAGUGGGCGGAGAAAGAAGGUGUUGCUUUAAGCUCUUCCAACGAUUCAUUUUUCUAUGACCCUACCAUCCGUCGUUAUUUCAAAAAUUAUGUCAAGAUAGUGCUAACUCGGAGAAACGUAUACACUGGGAUUGAGUACAGGGAUGAUCCAACUAUCUUUGCAUGGGAGUUAAUAAACGAGCCUCGCUGCAUGACUGAUCCUUCUGGUGACACACUUCAAGACUGGAUAGAAGAGAUGUCAACAUUUGUGAAGUCCAUCGAUAGGAAACAUCUGCUAACGGUAGGUCUAGAAGGAUUCUACGGUCGUAGAAGUCCCAAAAGAUCAACUGCCAAUCCAGAAUUUUGGGCUGCUGAUCUUGGUUCAGAUUUCAUCCGCAACUCCAUGCUCUCGACGAUUGAUUUUGCAUCUGUACAUGUAUAUCCAGACCAUUGGUUCCCUGAGAAGAACUUCGAAGAAAAACUAAAAUUUGCAGCCAAAUGGAUGCUUUCUCACAUAGAAGACGGUGACAAGGAACUAAGAAAACCGAUAAUGUUCACUGAAUUCGGUUUGUCAAAUGAGAACGAGGACUUUGAACCUGCUCAACGCGACAGAUUCAUCAAAAUGGUUCUUGAUUUCAUAUACAAGUCUGCAAAAAGAAACAGGUCGGGUGCAGGAUCGUUCUUCUGGCAGUUCUUGGUUGAAGGAAUGGAACUGUAUAAUGAUGAUUUCGGAAUUGUUCCAUGGGAGAGGCCUUCGACAUAUCAGCUAAUUAUUGAACAGUCGUGUAGGCUCGCUAGAGUACACGGGGUACUGACUACACAGAUGGAACAUUUGAAUGCUUUUUGUUCAUCGACGAGGUUAUAAAUUAUGUACAAUGAAGAAACUGGUGUUUCUUCUUGUUUUUGAUUUGUUGUAGAGGGUGGUGCUGCAGGGUAGUUUUACACCAUGUAGUUCUUCAUAGAAUGUAUACAAACUUGCAUAAACUGAAAGUAGAACAGAUUCUUACAUAUCAAGGAAUCAACUCAUAUAUGCAAAUAUGAAACUUGAUGAUUGGUGAAAA
Capsicum annuum is the source of this 1923-nucleotide messenger RNA. Its product is annotated as mannan endo-1,4-beta-mannosidase 2-like. Lineage: Eukaryota; Viridiplantae; Streptophyta; Magnoliopsida; Solanales; Solanaceae. Bases 393 to 1727 code for a protein of 444 amino acids. The record is from RefSeq and is a predicted model, not a curated record. The transcript is spliced from 8 exons. Gene Ontology annotation, molecular function: hydrolase activity, hydrolyzing O-glycosyl compounds.